This is a messenger RNA of Gloeophyllum trabeum ATCC 11539, 462 nucleotides long. RefSeq lists its product as uncharacterized. NCBI's taxonomy places the organism in Eukaryota, Fungi, Basidiomycota, Agaricomycetes, Gloeophyllales, Gloeophyllaceae. The record is from RefSeq and is a predicted model, not a curated record. The transcript has 2 exons. The coding region runs from base 1 to 462 and encodes 153 amino acids.
AUGCAUAGUCUUAAACAGAAAGAGGUCUCGCUGAAGAGCAAGGCUGGCGUGCAUGCUGUUCCCAUGAAAGGCGACCAGCAGGUGUUUCACAGAUGGAAGUCCGGCUACCAGGGUGUUAACCAGAAGGCAACCCCGGAUGCAGGCUGGGAAUACAGGCUGGAUGAUCCUGUGAUCAAGGGCAUGCAGUACGUUGAAUGGGAUGGAGUAACACCCAAGGCCAUUGCUGACCCAGAUUGUGAUGGCCGGGUCCUGGUAGUCCUUGCUGGUGCUCCCCGUGAGGGCUGGGAUGAAGUUUGUCAAGGAGCUUCCGAGGCCAUGCUCACUGCUGGCAAGAAGUUCAACUGCUCGGACAAGAAGAAGGCUCACCGCUGGGGAGUUUUCCCUGUGGCCACCACAGGUAUAUCAUAUGGAGGUGGACGAAAGGUCAGUCACAUCUUCUCUAUUGCCGUGAACUGGUAUUGA